AUGGAGUUGGAAAAUAUUGUUGCGAAUACGGUGUAUAUAAAGGCUAAACGAAGUGGAGCUGAUGGAGACAAAGGUCGAAGCAGAAAGUGGAAAACAUUACUAGCCUUCCCUCACAUAUCUAAUUGUUUAUACUUGAAGAAAUGUUUAGAUUUGAGUUAUGAUUUUAUUGUGGAGCAGCAGCCGAUUGGAAAGAGACUGUUUCGGUUGUUCUGUAGGAGCAAUAAUUUCAUUUCGGAUGUCGUUGAUUUUGUGGAUUCUAUUAACACAUUUGCGGUGUGCAUUCCUAACGAACGUCAAAAGAUUGGAUUGGAAAUCUACCGCAGGUUUCUCUCAGACAUGAGUGGCAAAAGGUUCCAUCAGCUUGGAAACAUUGACGAUAACUCAGUGUUAAAUGCUCUAGAGGAGUCCAAUGACGCUUAUCCUGACAAAGAACUCUUUCGUUCAAUCCUCAAGAUCCUUGAAGAUUUCUUACGAAAUUCACCAUUUUCUGAAUUUCUAAAUUCAGUCUACUUUAAUCGCUAUCUUCAAUGGAAAUGGCUAGAAAAAACACCAGUCACCAAACACACCUUUCGAAUGUACCGAGUCUUAGGCAAAGGGGGAUUUGGAGAGGUGUGUGCCUGUCAAGUUCGGGCAACUGGAAAGUUAUACGCUUGCAAGAAAAUGGAGAAGAAACGCAUGAAAAAACGUCAUGCAGAAAAUAUGGCCAUGAUGGAAAAGGAAACAUUACAACGAGUCAAUUCUCGCUUUGUGGUCAAUCUGGCGUAUACAUUUGAAACUAAAGAUGCUUUGUGCCUAGUUCUUACAAUUAUGAACGGUGGUGAUCUAAAAUUUCAUAUACAUAAUAUGAAUAAUGGCAGUGGUUUCAAUGAGAAUCGAGCAAGAUUUUAUGCCGCGGAAAUCACUUUAGGUUUACAACAUAUGCAUACACAAAAUAUUGUUUAUCGUGAUUUAAAACCAGAAAACAUUUUGAUUGAUGAUCAAGGACAUGUUAGAAUUUCGGAUCUUGGCUUGGCCGUAUAUAUUGAACCUGGCGGUACAGCUAAAGGAAGGGUUGGAACAGCUGGUUAUAUGGCACCUGAAGUAGUCAUGAAUACACGUUAUACAUUCAGUCCCGAUUGGUUUGGAUUAGGUUGUAUUGUUUAUGAAAUGAUUAUGGGACAAGCACCGUUUCGUCGACGUAAAGAACGUAUUCGACGUGAAGAAGUUGAUCGUCGUGUAUGUGAGGAUACAGAAGAAUAUAAUUAUAAAUUUUCAGAUAAUUCAAAAAGAUUUUGUCAAUCUCUUUUACAAAAAGAUCCACAUUGUCGACUUGGUUGCGAUGAUACUGGUCCGAAGCCUCAUGCAGUUUACGCAAAGGAUGUCUUAGAUAUUGAACAGUUCUCUACAAUUAAAGGUGUUACUUUAGACAAUAAAGAUAUGGAAUUUUAUAAAAAGUUUUGUUCUGGUGCUGUCAGUAUACCAUGGCAGAAUGAAAUGCUAGAAACUGGUUGUUUCGAUGACCUAAAUGAAUUUUAUAAAUCUGAUGGAACUUUAGUAGAUAACUUAAAUCCAGAUACUCCACCUGUUCAACAAAACUCCACUCAUAGUCAAAGUUUUUUCAGUAGAUUGUUUAAGCGUAAACACCUACCUCAUGGUCCGCCUACCGAUGAUAAUCAACCAAUAAUUAAUAAUAACAACCCAGUAGACACUGAAGAACAAAUAACAACAAGUGGUGUUUCAUCGGGAUUAGAAAAGCCUAAUAAAUCUGGUUUAUCGAGUGCUGAAACCAAGUUUUCAAGUAAAGAACAUUCAUUUAAACAAGAAAAUAUUGUUAAAUCCGAUUGUUUAACAUCUAUAUCAACUAAUACACAAUGUACUCAGAAUGAUGAUUUUCUUACAACAAAAAACACCAAUAUCUAUAACAACUAA
Molecule: messenger RNA, 1908 nt
Organism: Schistosoma mattheei
Lineage: Eukaryota; Metazoa; Platyhelminthes; Trematoda; Strigeidida; Schistosomatidae
Source: the annotation of a GenBank genome assembly